AUGGCGAAGUCUAUUUCGGACCAGAUCGCUGCGAUAGCGAACGAGCCGGCAGUUCCGGACUAUGAUAUCGAAGAUGAAGACGUAUUUCAGCACCGUGAGCACAGUGGAGACGAGCUAAGUGAGUCUGAGGACGACACACAGGCCAAGUCACACUAUGUCUCGGUGGGCAAAUCACGGCUGCGGGAUCAGGGCAUCGCGCUUAAAGAUGAGAAGUACUCGGGCCAAAAGGGUUCACGUAAGGCACUGAGUGAAGGCCAGAGUGAAGGCGAGAGCGAGGUCGAUAGCGAAAGUGAGAUUGAGAGCGAGAGCGAAAGCGAGAUCGAAACUGAAAACAAAAGGAGAGGUAGCGAGCCUGCAGAUGAGAGUGAUGGCUCCAGCAACAGCGAAAGCGACGGUAAAAGCGAUGAUGGCGGGGAUAGCGAAAGCAGCGAAGAUAGCGCGGAUGAGGGCGUUUCUGCCGAUCAGGGCGACGAACGGCGCCGCCGUCUCGCCGCGCUGGUCCAGCGCGACGCUCGCGACGCCGUGGCAAGACUCUCAGACACCACCCGUCGGGACGCCGCCAAAGGUCUUGCCGUACUCCAGCAGACACGUGAGUUCGAUCGCAUCCUUGACGCCCGUAUCAAGCUACAGAAGGCCGUUGCCGCCGCGAACCGCCUGCCGGUCUCAGCCCAGGCCUGGGACGGCCAUCUGCGCGAGUCUGAGACAAACGCUGCUCUACUGUCCGAGACCAUGCGCCUGCUUGAAAAGGUGCUGGCACAGACCCUCGACUUUCGCGCCGAGCUGCAAGAUGCCGCGCCCACGGGAAGCGAUGCCGCAGCCACCCGCAAGCGCACUUUUUCAGAUCUGUGCGAAGACUCGCGCGGCCUCGACGCGAAGCUGCGCGAGUUCCGCGUCGCUGUUCUCAGCAAGUGGUCUCAGCGUGUCGCAGCCGCGUCAGGCCAAUCUGUCCUCGCCGCGUCUAAGUUCAAGGCCAUCCACCAGCCUGCCCACGUCCAAGUUGAGACUCAAUUAGCCGAUAUGCCACGUCUGCUGAGACGUACUGCUCUCAACCGUCGCGACGUCGCCCCGCUAGGCCAGUCAGAGCAUAACAUUGCUGGCGGCGGAGACGUAUCAAACGAUACGCCAGCUAUAAGUGACGGACCAGAGCCCGAUAUCCCACGUGAUUUCGAUGCGAACGCACGUCGUGGACGCACUGCCGACACAACCACUGACUCCUACGUGUUCGAUGACGAGGACUUCUACCGUGUUCUGCUUAAUGACCUCGUGGAUAAGAAGGUUGCGGGCGCCAGUGGCGAUAGCGCGGUUGCUAUAACAUCACGUGCUACUGCCAACAAGAAGCUGCACAAGAACGUCGACACAAAGGCAUCCAAGGGCCGUAAGCUAAACUUCACAGUGCAGGAACCGAUUGCCAACUACGAGGCGCCAGCAAAUGGGGGACUGCGGUGGUCGGACGAGCAGAUUGACGAGUUCUGCGCAGGGCUGCUUGGCCAGCGCGUGAGUUUCGCAGAGGAUGAAAAGGAAGAAGACCGCGACGCUACUGAAGAAACGGCGGAUGGUGAGUUGUUGCAAGCAGACGGUAUUCGUCUCUUCGGUUGA
This is a messenger RNA of Lachancea thermotolerans CBS 6340, 1596 nucleotides long. RefSeq names its product rRNA-processing protein BFR2 (gene BFR2). The coding region runs from base 1 to 1596 and encodes 531 amino acids. The transcript has a single exon. Gene Ontology annotation, biological process: maturation of SSU-rRNA from tricistronic rRNA transcript (SSU-rRNA, 5.8S rRNA, LSU-rRNA). The record is from RefSeq and is a predicted model, not a curated record. Lineage: Eukaryota; Fungi; Ascomycota; Saccharomycetes; Saccharomycetales; Saccharomycetaceae. Gene Ontology annotation, cellular component: nucleolus; nucleus.